AUGAUCAUUGAUCAAGCCUCAAAAUCUAAAACCAAUACUACGGACGGGAAGAGGAACAAGAACAAGGUCAAGGACAAGAAGAAGCAGCAGCAGCAGCAGAAGAAUGCUGCUGCUUCAUCAACGCGCACGACGCCAGUUCCAUUGGGCUUAGAUCAACAGCAAAACGAUCUUCUUUCCUUGCUUGAUCUUGAUCUUGAGCUUUAG
Molecule: messenger RNA, 204 nt
Organism: Botrytis deweyae
Lineage: Eukaryota; Fungi; Ascomycota; Leotiomycetes; Helotiales; Sclerotiniaceae
Exons: 2
Coding region: 1-204 (67 amino acids)
Source: RefSeq, a predicted model, not a curated record